AUGCACACUUUGCUUAUACAGUUUAUACAGAAUCAGGAAAAGAUAAAUCAGGAAUUUCGAGCUCAGUUCGCAAGCAUCGAUGCUCACUUCAAGAUCAUAGACAACCAUAUCGCUCAGCUAGCUUCAACCUCUCAAAGACCAUCCGGAUCUCUUCUAGGUAAACCUGAGACUAACCCCCGUGAACAUGUCAAUGCGAUUACUUUUAGAAGUGGUAAGCAGGUAGACGUUGAAGACCGACCGAUGGUUGAGCGAGGAAAAAGCUUGAAGACUGCAGUUGUAGACAUCCCCGAUGAUGAACCUGAACCGGCUUACGUGCCUCCUCCUCCUAGGCCACCACCAAUUCCCUUGUACACAAAGUAUUUGAAGGACAUCCUGAUAAAAAAAGAGGGUCGUGAGAAAGAAACCGUAGCACUUAUUGCCGAAUGCAGCGCUUUGAUCCAACAUGAGCUUCCGCUUAAGCGGUCCGAUCCAGGAUUCCGGUGUAUGAACAGGAGUUCUGGGCCUGACAACCUAGUACCUCUUCACCCUGAAAUCGAGAACUCCACUAAGUGCAAUCGAAAGAAGAAACGACAGCAAAGAAAGAUGGAGGAACGUGUUAUAGUUGCAGAGAAUAACAAUGACACUUAUGGGGCAUACCUUCAGCCUAAGUACAUUCAACAGCUUUCAUGCAUUUGCCGGCCUGACAUCGACCAUAACAAUUUUGAGUUUCAACCGGCAUUCAUCAAUAUGCUGAGACCAACAGAUUUUUCUCUACUAGGUACACCUCAUUUCUCAAACUCAUUUUGUUGUAGAGAUGCUCUUAAACUUCAUGAUCCAGCUUCCCAAGUUGUCGAGCAAUCUGGAAAAUGGUUUCAAGAAGACCAGAUGAUACUUGCCAUCCUUCAUUGCUCCAUGGAUCAUGAUGUUCUCUCAAGCUAUGUGCACAUCAACACUGCCAAAGAGCUGUGGGAAACACUUGAAGGAGCCUACGGUAAUGUCUCCAAUCUGACACGAAUCUAUGAGUUGAAGAAAUCUCUACAUAAUGUUCAUCAAGAGGACAAAUUGUUCGUCAAGCAUUUGGGAGAAUUCAACACGAUUCGUGCUGAACUUAAUGAGUUACGUCCUCCAUCCACCGAUUCCAAGAUUGUUGCUGAACGUCUAGAGCAAGACAAUAUUUUUGCUCUGCUCUCCUCUCUUCACCACUCAUAUGGUGAUCUUGUUCAGCAUAUCAUACGCCAAGACAAGCUUCCAUCAUUCUCUGAAGUUUGUGCGAUGAUUAAGAAAGAAGAAGGCGCAAAGAAGCUGUUCAAAGGGACAUGUGAAAUUGCUCACUACCGAAAGGUUAAUGUUUCCAACAAACUCAAUAAACAUAUUGUUUGUGAGCACUGCAACAAGGCUGGGCAUACAAAGGACAAGUGCUGGAUCAUUCAUCCCCAUCUCAAACCAUCAAAGUUCAAGGAAAACACUCCUCAUGGUAAUCCUACAAAAGAAUCAGCUAUGGUGGCUUCAACAUCUGAAUUUGUCACUAAGGCAGACUUCAAUAAACUCCUACAACUGCUCAAGGAGCAAAAAGACUCAGGUAUGGCCUUUUUUGGACACCAUGGUACUAAGAAUCUGAUUAUUGACUCAGGAGCAACAAACAACAUGAUAUGUGACAAAAGAUUGCUUCACAAUAUGACACAUCUAGAUGGAGAUAUCACUGUAGCAAAUGGUGUGAAAGUUCAGAUUAAAGGACAAUGAACUAUGAUGCUAUUUAACCGAGAAAUUAGUGCUCUAUAUGUUCCAGAUUUCACUACUAAUCUUCUUUCCACUGCGCGAAUAUGUAGUGAUCUCCAAUUUUCUGUCAUAUUUCGCACUAAUGAGGUUGUU
Messenger RNA from Tarenaya hassleriana, 1848 nucleotides. RefSeq lists its product as uncharacterized. The record is from RefSeq and is a predicted model, not a curated record. The transcript has 4 exons. NCBI's taxonomy places the organism in Eukaryota, Viridiplantae, Streptophyta, Magnoliopsida, Brassicales, Cleomaceae. The coding region runs from base 1 to 1719 and encodes 572 amino acids.